This is a messenger RNA of Rotaria sordida, 2025 nucleotides long. The record is from the annotation of a GenBank genome assembly. Lineage: Eukaryota; Metazoa; Rotifera; Eurotatoria; Philodinida; Philodinidae.
AUGUCGGAUGGAGUGGAUACACAUAUCUUACGUCACUAUGAAAUUCAAAAACGUCUUGGAAAAGGAGCUUAUGGUAUCGUAUGGAAAGCAACUGAUAAACGAACUAAAGAAAUUGUUGCAUUAAAAAAAAUUUUUGAUGCAUUUCGUAAUCAAACUGAUGCACAAAGAACAUAUCGUGAAAUAGUUUUUUUACGUGAAUUUGGUGAACAUCCAAAUGUAAUUCGUUUACAAAAUGUUUUACGAGCUGAUAAUGAUCGAGAUAUUUAUCUUAUUUUUGAAUUUAUGGAGGCUGAUCUUCAUAAUGUUAUACGUAAAGGAAAUAUUCUUAAAGAUACACAUAAACGUUAUGUUAUGUAUCAAUUAUUAAAAGCAAUGAAAUAUCUUCAUUCUGCAAAUGUUAUUCAUCGUGAUAUGAAACCAUCAAAUGUUUUAAUUAAUCAACAAUGUCGUGUUAAAAUAUGUGAUUUUGGUCUUGCUAGAUCAUUAAAUCACGUUUAUGAAGAUCCACAACAUCCAGCUUUGACAGAAUAUGUUGCAACAAGAUGGUAUCGUGCACCAGAAAUAUUACUUGCUUCAUCCAAAUAUACAAAAGGUGUUGAUAUGUGGUCAAUUGGUUGUAUUCUUGGAGAAGUGUUACUUGGAAAACCACUUUUUCAAGGAACAUCAACAUUCAAUCAAUUAGAACGUAUUCUACAACAUAUUCCAACACCAAGUCAAUCAGAUAUUGCUAGUAUUGGAUCACAUUAUGGACCAAGUGUAUUAGAACGAGCAUCAUCUGGACAAAAAAAAUCACUUGAACAUUUUAUUCCUAAUGCUAGUGAAGAAGCUCUGGAUUUACUUCGUCGUCUUCUUCAUUUUAAUCCUGAUAAAAGAAUUACAGCUGAAGAUGGACUUCGUCAUCCGUUUGUUGUUUCAUUUCAUAAUCCAAAUGAAGAAAUUAUCAAAGGUUAUGAUGUUGUACCUCAAUUAAGUGAUGAUAUACAAUUAACUGUUGAUGAAUAUCGAAAAAAAUUAUACGAAUUAAUUCAAUUACGUAAAGUUUCAGCAAAAAUGAAUACAAAUAUGUCUUCCUCAAAUUCUGAUGUUCCACCUCCUCCACGAUCACGUGAUAAUUCAAUCGAUCAACAACAACAACGUUAUGGUGCAAGUGCUUAUAUUGAUCAAUCUGAAUAUGAUGCUUAUAAACAACCAACAAUAAAUUCAUCAUCUCAAAUAAUAAAAAAUGAUGGAGGAAAUCGAGGAAUUUAUUCAAAUUAUACAACUGAACAUAAAAAUCGAUAUGUUGAAGAUACAAGAGAUGAUGAUUAUCCAACAGCAGUAACAACAAAUGAUUAUUCAACUGGACAACAACAAUUUAGUAAAAAUCCUUCAACAACCUCUUAUUCUGGACUUCUUGGUCGAUCAAAUAGUUAUAAUGGUUUACAUUCAACACAAGGACAGCCACGAAUAAUAAGUGGUAAACAACGAAAUAUAUCCAGUUCAUCUUUACUUUAUCAAAAACCUAAUAAUGGAAAUUUAAUGCGUGAAAAAACAAGUGCAAAUCGUGGUUUUCGUUCAGGUUCAGCUCCAACACCAACACCACCACCAACUAAACAAACAAAUGGUGGAAAUAACAAUACUAGUAAUAAUUAUUAUAUUCGGCGUCCAACUGUUAUAUUUAAUGAUGAACGUGGCGGUCCAAGUGAUAAAAGUAGUGGAGCACAAGCAAGAGUUAAUAAUAAAUUUACAUCAAAUCUUCGACCUACUUCUGCAGCUGAUAAUCGAACUAAAGCACGAUUUCAAUCAGCAUCACCAAUGAAUUAUAAUCAACAACAGCCAACUACUGGACCACCAUCAUCAUUUGGCGGUUAUGUUGGACAAUAUCAACAACAACAACAACAGCGUCGUCCAACAUAUGGAAAUUAUUCUAAUACAACAACAUCGACUUUUGCACGUGAUAGUCUUGGUGGUUAUAGCCAAAAUAUGGGUACACUUACUCAAAAUGGACUUCGUGUUCUUGAUGGACUUCUUCAUAAUACAACAUAA